Musa acuminata AAA Group (dessert banana) is the source of this 2022-nucleotide messenger RNA. Its product is annotated as GTP cyclohydrolase 1. Gene Ontology annotation, molecular function: GTP cyclohydrolase I activity; GTP binding; zinc ion binding. NCBI's taxonomy places the organism in Eukaryota, Viridiplantae, Streptophyta, Magnoliopsida, Zingiberales, Musaceae. The transcript has 2 exons. Bases 174 to 1652 code for a protein of 492 amino acids. The record is from RefSeq and is a predicted model, not a curated record. Gene Ontology annotation, cellular component: cytoplasm. Gene Ontology annotation, biological process: tetrahydrobiopterin biosynthetic process; tetrahydrofolate biosynthetic process.
UAUAAGAGAAGGCGGACCGCGGAGGGGGAGGAGGCGGCGCCGAUCCACACAUCUCGAGGAGGAUCUCAUCCAUCCGUUUCGGUGGCACUCCUUGCUGCCACCCUUCGUGGCCUUCGUUGUCUAGGGCUUGGUCUUACUGCCCGGCUCGUGCCUCAAGCUCGGCGACCGGCGGCAUGGGGGCUCUCGACGCGGGAUGCUUCGAGGAGGAGCUCGAGAAUGGGGUCGGGUUGGAGGAGGAUGUGGCGGAGAUCGGGUGGGAAUCGGGGAUGACGGACUCCGAGUCUGAGUCGGCUCGGGCGAUCGAGGACGCCGUGCGGGUCUUGCUGCAGGGCCUUGGGGAGGACCCCGAGCGCGAGGGCCUCCGGAGGACGCCCCAUCGCGUGGCCAAAGCGUUCCGCGAAGGAACCAGAGGUUACAAACAAAAAGUAAAGGACAUCGUACAAGGUGCCUUGUUUCCAGAAGCCGGAUUGGAGACUGGAACAGGUCAUGCUGGAGGAGCUGGUGGGCUAGUGGUGGUUCGGAACAUCAAUCUGUUCUCAUACUGCGAGUCUUGCUUGCUUCCAUUCAGUAUCCAGUGCCAUGUUGGCUAUGUGCCAUCAGGUCGGCGAGUUGUGGGCCUGAGCAAGCUAUCCCGAGUUGCAGAUGUGUUCUCUAAGAGGCUUCAAGAUCCACAAAGACUGGCAAAUGAAAUUUGUUCAGCGUUGCACAACAGCAUCAAGCCGGCUGGUGUUGCUGUUGCUCUUCACUGUUGGCACAUCCAGUUUCCUGAAGCCCUCCCGUGUAAUUCCAACUCAACAUACCCAUCCAAAUUGGAUAUGCAAGGGUGGAUACAAGUUUUUGUUUCUUCAAGUUCUGGAGUUUUAAAGGAAGAGAAAAGUUCUUUGUGGGAUGACUUUUUGGCACUUCUGAAGUUAAAAAGCAUAAACAUUGAAAGAGGGGAUACAAACCUUUCUUCUGCUUCUUCUUGGUGUCCAUCACGGGUUCUAGAGACAUCUUUGUGCAAUGGGCAUUGUGCAAGGAGCCCCAAAAAUGGUAAGACUUCCAAGACAGGCGUUACACAUGCUUCCAUGAUGGCUUCAGUGACUUCAAUUCUCCAUUCCCUUGGUGAAGAUCCAUCACGAAAAGAACUUGUGUGUACCCCACACCACUAUGUGCAGUGGCUUUUGAAUUCUAGGAGUUCUAACUUGGACUUGAGACUGAAUGGUCUUAGUAAAGCGAACUCCUGUAAUGUGGUAGAUGGAAACUUUACUUGCCUGAACGAGAUCCAGUCUGUGUUGAACAUCCCUUUUUGCUCACAGUGUGAGCACCAUCUCCUGCCAUUCCACGGUGUUGUACACAUAGGAUACUUGGAUAAACAAGAAGGUAAAUGUAUCGAACGAUCUGUUUUGCAGUCAGUGGUUCAUUCCUUUGCUUGCAAGCUCCAAGUGCAAGAGAGACUAACCAGACAGAUAGCUGAAGCAGUUUACUCAAUCUUCAAUAUUGGAGUAAUUGUUGUCGUGGAAGCUCACCACCUUUGCAUGAUAUCAAGAGGGAUUGAGAAAGUAGGAAGCAACACGGCUACGAUUGCAGUUUUGGGCCAAUUUUCUACUGAUGCAAAAGCCAAGGGUUUGUUUUUGCAGACAAUUGCAGAUAACAAUGCUUCUGAGGGUUAAACAUCUGGAAAUUUGAUCUGACUAUGUUGAUGAUACAUUUUUCCUGUUCAUGAUGAAGUCAAUCAUGAUAGGAAUGAUUCCUGAAUGGAGAUAGAAAUGCAGUUGCAGACAAAGCUGACACUUUUAAGUUCUCUUUUUGGGUUAACUAUUUGGAAAAGCCACCAGUCAGCAUGAAACUGGAGAAAUGGCUUGAAUUCACAUCAUUCCCUGCAUAUUGUUGAAGAAUAAUCAUAAAGAAAAAAUGAUUUUUCCCUUGUAAUAAUCUGGUUUCUGAAACAUUCAUUCAACGGUGUUGUUUAUGGAAGGGAAUAGUUGUACAAGGCAUGGGUAACAUUUACGGUUCUUCUAUAUAUGCCAAUCAUUUUUUCUC